AGGAUGAUGUUUUUUCAAGAGCAUCAAGCGUUGAUGGCUGGCAGUAUACCUCUUUGAGGGGGUAAAUAUUUCACGGACACCGGCGGAAGAGACGAGACGAGAAGGAGAGAGGAAACCUCCCAACACAACCGACAGAGGGUGGAGGAGGGGGACCAGUGGCAGUAGAAAAUGGCUGCCAUGACAACGGUGCCCAGCUAUACCCCCUCACUGUGGGUGAGAAUGUGUCACGCCCUCCCCCGGCUGGACCUCACCAUGCAGAUGAAGGACAACAUCUUUGUCCCCGACAGCUGGGAGUACCAGCAGACUCUGCUGGUUCUGUCCAGUUUAUCAGCCAUCGCUCUCGUCAUCUCCCUCUUGGUGGUCCUCUCCUUCCUCAUACACUACUGCUGCUGUCACCGUGGUGACCGGAGCGAGGGCUCGGAGGAGGAGGAAGAGGAUGAAGAUGCCAGCACAGGUCACGGUUACAGCGGGAAGAAAGGGCGGGGCAUCUGCUGCGUCACGUGGGUGGCAGUAGCGGCUGUCACGCUGUGCUGUGUUGCCAUAGGCAUCGGUUUCUAUGGCAACAGCGAGGCUAAUGAUGGGAUGUAUCAGUUGACCUCGUCUCUUCUCACAGCCAAUUAUACGCUAGCUUCCAUCGAUCUGCUGAUUUCAGACACAAUUUCUGGGCUGCAGCUGUCCGUCUCUAGCCCCCUGACCUCGCUGGAGGAGCUCUUUACUGGCAGUAAACCCUUCCUGGUGUCGACGCGGAACUGUCGGAGGUUAUCUGAGAAUGUCAUCAACCUCCUCUCCUCCAUCUCCCUGGCUCGGUCCAGUCUGGACACAGGCCUGGGCAAUGACAGUAUCAGCGGGGCGUCCAUCAUACCUCUGACCCCGGUACCUCCCUCUGUGGCACCUACAGUGGUGCCUACCAGCAGCUUGAUGCCCAGCCCCUUCUCACCUGGCUGGGCGGCCAACGCGCUGAUGGUCAACGAGGACUACAGGUGGCUGUCCUACGUGUUGCUGCUGCUGCUUGACCUCAUAGUGUGUCUGUUCAUCCUGUUGGGACUGGCCAAGCAAGCCCGCUGGCUGCUCAUCCUGAUGACUGUGCUGGCGUGGCUGGCUCUCUUCCUAAGCUGGGGCUCCCUGGGUUUGGAGACAGCCACAGUAGUGGCUCUCAGUGACUUCUGCUCGGAUCCAAACACGUUUGUAGUAAACUCCACCCACUUCAACACCGGCACCAGCUCAGAUGUGUUGGAUUAUUACCUGACCUGCAGCAGGCGCAUGAACAGUCCAUUCCAGCAGCUGCUGACCCAGUCACAGAGGGCACUGUCCAACAUUCACACACACCUCUCCAGUCUGGAAAGAAAUGCUCUCACACAGUUCCCCAAAGCUGAGAAAUCACUCAGGGAGGUUCAGCAGAUACUCAACUCCACAGAGGGCAACUUUCAUCAGCUGGUGGCGCUGCUAAACUGCCGAGGUCUUAAUAAGGACUACAUCGACUCUUUGAAAGGCCUGUGCUAUGACGGGAUGGAGGGAUUGCUCUACCUCUCCCUUUACUCUUUCCUCUCUGCUCUGGCCUUCACUGCCAUCCUCUGCUCUCUGCCCGGCGCCUGGAGGAGCUUCCCCAGUGAAUCAGAAGAGUACGAAGACUCGGACAGCGAGAGUGAGGACCCCUUCACCUCCCAUCAGGCACGUAGACAGACGGCCUCGGGGUCUCAGCGAGGGGCCAUGGCCCCCUUCUAUAAUUACCCGGGGGCCGGGUGGACACCCCCCUUUUCUAGCGCGCCGCCCCUCCCGACUCCAAACGUUUCCUCCAAUGGCAACCCUGGCUAUGAGAGCCUACCCUUGACUGACAGGCAGUCCCCACCCCCCUCUUACUCUCCCAGCAUGCUGACUGGUUACGGGGGAAGUCAAUCACACCCCAACCCCGCCCAUUCGAGGAACCUGUAUUCACGUUGAUUAUUAUUUUUUGUUAGGAAAUGUAUAGAAAAAAAAAGUUUAGUUUUCAUAUGAAUGGACACUUUACUGAAAUGAAAAAGAAACUAAUCUAAAUAAAAUGAAUGCUAAGUGUGAAUUCAAAGUGCGUAACGUCAGUACCACUGAAUAUUAUUAUUAUAAUGAUUAUUAGAAGCACUUAAAAGAAACAGGUCUGAAUGGACCGUUGAUAUAACCGACAAUGAUAAUGCUGGUACGCUGGCUGUGCAAAUAUGAACCAAGUCCACUUGGUCUAAAUUCUUUCCCCCCUCGUCUGUCCAAACUCUGUGUAAACUGUGAACAGUGGUGAGGCAAGUCAGAAUGGUAUUGACGUUACUACGUUGUAGUUUUAUAUUCUUCAAUGUAUCAGUACCACCGAUUUUAUUUUUAAGUUUUUAUAUAAAUAUUGUUGUAGAAAAGCACUGGCACGUAGCAACAAUACACAUUUUUUUCUGUGAAUGGUUAUGCAGUUCCUUCACUUGGUAUCAUGUUUUUUUAUUAUUACUUUUUAUAGGUGGCAAUUCUGUAUUUUCCUUGUAUUACCUUAUGGUAUUCUGUAUAUCUCACUGUCUAUAAUAUCUGAAUAAUCAUGAACAUUUGCUCUUAAAAAAACAAAACAAAAAAAAAAACAUACUCGAGGGCUACCAAGACCCUGUUUUAACCA
This is a messenger RNA of Epinephelus fuscoguttatus (brown-marbled grouper), 2617 nucleotides long. It is a transcript of the gene ttyh1, whose product is annotated as tweety family member 1. NCBI's taxonomy places the organism in Eukaryota, Metazoa, Chordata, Actinopteri, Perciformes, Serranidae. The transcript has 15 exons. The record is from RefSeq and is a predicted model, not a curated record. Gene Ontology annotation, cellular component: smooth endoplasmic reticulum membrane; plasma membrane. The coding region runs from base 169 to 1938 and encodes 589 amino acids. Gene Ontology annotation, molecular function: volume-sensitive chloride channel activity; intracellularly calcium-gated chloride channel activity.